AUGCACUCAAGUUUCAUUGCACUUGAUUCGCAGGACCGUAUUAGACGGAGCAACUCUAUCUCUAUUCAGCGCUUUAAUUUACUAGAGUACACAUACGUACUUCGUGAAGUAAUAUACACAGCCGAAAUUUGCUCAAUCUCAGCCGCUUCCUAUUCCACGCGGACAGCGCGACACUUUUCCGACGGGGUCGACCACAACAGGCUCUCCAUGCAGGCUUCGGUGCGAAGAGCUCAAGCUGGAGCUGGGCAAGGCGCAGCCAUUCGUGCCACCAAGAAGCAGCGACGCGAGUCCGAAGACGACGAGCUGGUACUCUCAACUCGCGAUGGGCCAUCGAGCAGCAAGACGAAGCUUCGACUGACCGCCACGCACAAACUCCGUCUGAUGCGAGCGCAGGUUACGGCCACUGAGUACGAGCUCCGCUGUCUCCAGUCCAAGUGGGCCAAGCACAUCCCGGACGCGCGCACACGGGUCAUGGCUCAACGCUGCGCCUUGGAGAAGUACGCGGCCAAACAGAGCAACGAAGAGCACCGAGAGCUCAAAGAGCUGUAUCAAAAGCACCAGUUUCUGCUGGCCUCGCUACAGACGGCCGUCCUGCGAAAUACCCUGCAGUCCAGCGGCAGUGACAUACUCAAGGAGCUCCAUUUCGACACGCGGCUAGGCCGCGACCCAGAGCAGCGCAAGCGGAUGCUGAUAGAACACAACAGACGAUCGUCUGCGACGGUGCCUUCCAUCGUGGAGAAGUUCUCGCAAAUGGCCAUCGACGCGAAGCAGAAGGAGACUGGUAAGGCGAUGCUGCCGCUGUCUCAAAUCAGCGUAACCGGCUGCGCGGACUGCACGCUGGUGUCGAGCGUCUUCGUGUCGGAAAUCCCGCACCCAUCGCUCGAGGAAGUGUUCGCGGCUGCGCGGUCGUACUUCGAGACGUUUCCUGCCAUGAUCAAGCACCACUUUGGGGCCGAGGCAAGCGUGGAAACGUUGGACAGAGUUAACGCGCCGGUGACGUACGCGCGGCUAAACUACGACGGAGCGACGAAUAGGCAACUGCCUGCAAGUGUGAACCAUGUCGGAUGCUUUGAACUGACACCAAACUACGGCAUGAUCUUCAUGGAUGCCAUCACGGAGGACGCGUUGUAUCCGGUGCCGAGUACGAAUGCGCUGCAGUACGGGAUGUGUGCUCUCACAGUCACGCCCCUCAGGGACCCGAGCAUUGGCAAGACCGUGUCCGUGAGGCUGCGCUGGGUUGUGUUGUACCGCUACAAGUUGUCACCAAGCGACCCUGCACUCAAGAACGACCUGGAGACCAACCGCCCCAUUUUUAAUGGCGAUCUGAUCACGUCCGCUAUCUGUAGUUACCUGCAAGGGCAACAAUCGCAAAGGUAG
Phytophthora sojae is the source of this 1377-nucleotide messenger RNA. RefSeq lists its product as hypothetical. The transcript is spliced from 2 exons. The coding region runs from base 1 to 1377 and encodes 458 amino acids. The record is from RefSeq and is a predicted model, not a curated record. Lineage: Eukaryota; Oomycota; Peronosporomycetes; Peronosporales; Peronosporaceae.